UUUCUUCUCCACGUCUCUCUAUCUAUAUAUUUUUCACCUUUCCUUUUCAUUUUCCUCUCUUCCUCUCCCCCUCUUUCCCUAAGCUCACCCACCACACCAUGUUAGAAUUUCCAGUCAACCUUAGCGGCGCCACCACUGCUUCCUCGCCUCCCUCCGAUCAUCACAAUCGGACGGUCGCCAGUGAAGUCGACUUCUUCUCUGUUGGAAACAAAUCGUCACCGCCACCCCAUCAUGUCGACGUCACCGACAUCAACCAAGAUAUAUCUCGUGUUGAAACCCCUUCCAAAUGUAAUCUCCACGUAAACACCGGUUUACAACUCCUUACUGCUAAUACCGGGAGUGAUCGAUCAAUGGUGGAUGAUGGGGCUUCAUCGGAUGUUGAAGAUAAGCUUGUCAAGAUUAGGGAGCAUGCACAAUUGCAAGAGGACCUUCAACACUUGAACAAUGAAAACCAAAAGUUGAAGGAGAUGCUCGACCAUGCGAGCAGUAAGUACACGAACUUGCAAAAUCUUGUGGUAUCAAUGAAACAGCAGAAGAACCAAAGUGCCGAGGGCACAGAAAAUGAGGUUGUUCAUCAAGGAAAAGCUGAGGAUAAAAACCAUGGGGUAGGUGGAGGAAUGGUACCUAGACAGUUCCUCGGUUUAGGUCGUAGUUGCACAGCGGAAGUAGAUGAUCAAGUAUCUAAUUCUUCUUCGGAUGAAAGAAAUCGAACAAACACAAAUCAGAACAAUAAAAACGAGAAGGAUAAGAAAGAGACUGGUCCAGACUCAGAAUCACAAGGUUGGGACCCGGAUAAGCUUCGUAAAUUGAACCCCACAAACGCCACGGAUCCAUUCACUACCGAAGCUACAAUGAGAAAAGCUCGAGUCUCAGUCCGUGCCCGAUCAGAAGCACUCACGAUCAGUGAUGGAUGCCAAUGGCGAAAAUAUGGACAAAAAAUGGCUAAGGGAAACCCUUGUCCUCGAGCAUAUUACAGAUGUACUAUGGCACUUGGUUGCCCAGUUCGCAAACAAGUACAACGUUGUGCGGAUGACAGAACAAUUUUGACAACGACUUAUGAAGGCACACAUAACCAUCCACUGCCACCUGCUGCUAUGGCCAUGGCAUCGACCACUGCAGCUGCUGCUACCAUGUUGCUGUCUGGUUCAAUGUCCAGUGCUGAUGGGAUGAUCAUGAAUCCCAAUUUGCUAGCAAGAUCUAUUCUUCCUUGCUCUUCUUCUAGCAGCAUGGUAACACUUUCAGCUUCAGCACCAUUCCCUACUGUGACAUUAGACCUUACACACAACCCAAACAACGCAUUGCAUUACCAAAGACCUCCUUCGAAUUCCCCGUUCCAAUUGCCGCAGGUGAUUGCACGAGCGCUCUAUAACCAAUCCAAAUUCUCUGGCCUUCAGAACGUGGGGUCUUCCCAAUUGGCUCCAACAGUCAGUGCCGCCACCGCAGCCAUCACCGCCGACCCUAACUUCACGGCAGCACUCGCAGCCGCCAUCUCAUCCAUCAUCGGCGGUGCUCAUCCAAAUGACAACGCCAGCAACAGCCGUAAUCCCAAUAUCAUCAACAGUGCUUCAAUCAAUAGCUUUUCAGGAAACUAAAGCUCCUUGGUUCUUUAUUUUUGUGUUCAUAUUGCUUUUGUCCAUGUCAUGGUAGGGUUUAGAAUAUAGCAGUUUCAUUAUUUCUUUAUUACUUCACCUUGAAUAGUUUGGAUUCCAAGUUUUCAGAGUAAAUAAUAGACAGGAAGAAAAGAAAUGUAACUUCUUCAUAGUUUUCCCUUUUCAUCUUAACUUGGUAUGCUUAUGUUCUGAAAAUAUUGAAAACGGCUACA
Molecule: messenger RNA, 1822 nt
Organism: Gastrolobium bilobum
Lineage: Eukaryota; Viridiplantae; Streptophyta; Magnoliopsida; Fabales; Fabaceae
Product: probable WRKY transcription factor 31
Exons: 6
Coding region: 99-1592 (497 amino acids)
Biological process (GO): regulation of DNA-templated transcription
Molecular function (GO): sequence-specific DNA binding; DNA-binding transcription factor activity
Source: RefSeq, a predicted model, not a curated record